AGUUCCGCACGGGGGUGACAGCCUGGAAUGCCCGUGCCCCGGGAAGUUGGCUUUGCCUUCGCGGGGCUUGGAGUCUGAGGAUCCUUCUGAGUUUCUAUCAUUUCCCCAUUCAACUACGGGAGGCCCGGCGGCACGUCUCACUGUUCUUGGCGCCUCGGCUCCCUCUACCCAAGUAGCAGUUACUGCUCCUAUAAGUUUUCCGGGUCCCGUUGGUUUCCAUGGCAGCCGAGUCCUAGGCGCUAAGAGCUGCUGAGCCCUGGGAACCACCGGUGACUUUUCCGACCCCGGGAACGGGGUGAAAGGUGACCCUCAAUCUCGUGUGAAAGCAAAACCACUCCCCUCCAGCGCCGCCUCUUAGUCGGUCUCCUGCAGAAUAGGUGCCGCUAGGGCCCCUUCCCCGCACUCUCGGAGGAGUAGGCAGCUCCAUCGUCUUGGGGCGCGCUCCGCCACCUUCCACCUCUCGGUCCAGUUCCCCUGAACUCAGCCUUGACAGAGGCCAACUUCAAGUCCGCCACUAUCCCAGGAUUCCCAACUCCGAGUUUCCUGCCCUUCUCCCCUCCCAGGUCCUGGAGCCUGUCGGAGCCGCAAGAUGGCGGACGGGGACUACUUCGCGGAGGCCGCGCGGGCUGCGGGGUGUCCUCAUGCAUCUGUUCCCGGCCUGGGCCUGGGCCUGGGCCCGCCGCUAGGCUGGAAAGAGCGGCUGAAGGCAGGGCUGGCGAACUCGGGGUCUACGCUGUGGUUCCUGGCGGGGCUGGGGCUGCUUUACGCUCUGAGGGUCCCGCUGAGGCUGUGUGAUAACUUGACAGCGGUAACAGGGUUUUUAAGUUCACUGACACCCAAGUUCUAUGUGGCGCUCACCGGGACGUCUUCUUUGAUAUCUGGACUAAUAUUUAUAUUUGAAUGGUGGUACUUCCAUAAGCAUGGAACAUCUUUUAUUGAGCAAGUAUCUAUAAGUCAUUUGCGACCUCUGAUGGGAGGAACAGAGAGUAGCAUUUCAGAGCCAGGUUCUCCUGCCAGCAACAGAGAAAGUGAAGCCCUCAGACACCACCAUUUGUCAGAAUGCAAGGUCUGGAGAAAUCCUCUAAACCUUUUCAGAGGGGCAGAAUAUAGGAGAUACACUUGGGUGACUGGUAAGGAGCCACUGACUUACUAUGACAUGAACUUGUCUGCCCAGGAUCAUCAGACCUUUUUCACCUGUGAAACAGACUUUUUACGGCCUUCAGACACAGUUAUGCAGAAGGCAUGGAGGGAAAGAAAUCCUCCAGCUCGAAUCAAAGCAGCCUAUCAAGCUUUAGAGUUAAACAAUGACUGUGCCACUGCCUACGUUCUACUGGCCGAGGAAGAAGCAACAACCAUCGUAGAUGCUGAAAGGUUAUUUAAACAGGCACUCAGGGCAGGAGAAAUAAUUUAUAGGCGAUCACAGCAGUGCCAACACCAAAGUCCCCAGCAUGAAGCUCAACUGAGGCGAGAUACCAAUGUGCUUGUGUAUAUUAAAAGAAGAUUGGCAAUGUGUGCAAGAAAAUUAGGAAGAAUAAGAGAAGCAGUAAAAAUAAUGAGAGAUUUGAUGAAAGAAUUUCCUCCUCUUACCAUGUUGAACAUCCAUGAAAAUCUCUUAGAAUCACUUCUAGAAUUGCAGGCCUAUGCAGAUGUUCAGGCAGUCCUGGCAAAAUAUGAUGAUAUAAGCCUUCCAAAAUCAGCAGCCAUCUGUUACACAGCAGCACUGUUGAAAACGAGGACUGUUUCAGAUAAAUUCUCUCCAGAAACAGCCUCCAGAAGAGGAUUAAGUACAGCAGAAAUUAAUGCUGUGGAAGCAAUUCAUAGAGCUGUGGAAUUUAAUCCUCAUGUUCCAAAAUAUUUACUAGAGAUGAAAAGCUUAAUCUUACCUCCUGAACACAUUCUGAAGCGAGGCGAUAGUGAAGCAAUUGCUUACGCUUUCUUUCAUCUUCAGCACUGGAAGCGAAUAGAGGGUGCUCUCAAUCUCCUGCAGUGUACGUGGGAAGGCACUUUUAGAAUGAUUCCAUAUCCAUUGGAGAAAGGACAUCUAUUUUACCCUUACCCCAGCUGCACAGAGACUGCUGAUAGAGAGCUAUUGCCUACCUUCCAUCAUGUUUCUGUUUAUCCAAAGAAGGAGCUUCCUUUUUUCAUCCACUUUACAGCAGGACUCUGUUCUUCUACAGCAAUGAUAGCGUUUCUCACACAUCAGUUUCCUGAAGUCAUGGGUGUUUUUGCUAAAGCUGUGAGUAUGAUCUCAAGGACUUGUGUGGAGUAUUUAUAAAACAUCACAGGAAACCAUCUCUGAUCUGUCUGUGCUAACCCACAUGAGCAGUGAAAGAUAUUUGUUACAGUAAAUGGCAGGAAUUGACUUGUAAAGCUACUACCAUAAAUAUGUCAAACAUGAGUUUUUGAUGAUGUGAACCUACUUCUGUUGCUUAAAAGUCUAAGAAAUACAAUGCUAUAACAUUAUAAUGUUGGCCUUUGUAAUUACUUUUGAUGAUUAAUACAGCAUUCAUUACCAACUA
This is a messenger RNA of Nannospalax galili (Upper Galilee mountains blind mole rat), 2519 nucleotides long. It is a transcript of the gene St7l, whose product is annotated as suppression of tumorigenicity 7 like. The record is from RefSeq and is a predicted model, not a curated record. The coding region runs from base 590 to 2275 and encodes 561 amino acids. NCBI's taxonomy places the organism in Eukaryota, Metazoa, Chordata, Mammalia, Rodentia, Spalacidae. The transcript is spliced from 14 exons.